AUGUAUUCGCUCGAGACGGUUUACGAACUCGAGAAGCUGCAGGCCCUCGGCAACAGAGCCUUCAACCGGUAUAAGGCUGAGCGUCUCAUUCUGCUCCGGGAUCUGUACGACGGUACAGGAAGCGCUCCGAAGGCAUGCUCGCGAAGCAUGUCAAACGUCAUUGCGCCGGUUCGACAAUGGUCUCGCGAUCGCAUCCUGAAGGUGCGCUCUCGCGUCCACCGCACUCUUGACGUGCAACAAGAGCAAGUCAACAGUGAUAUUGAAGCUCUCAAGCGCAAGAUCAUCUGUGAUAUCCACGGACACGGCUUCAGCGCUCUGACGGCGUGGGACGACUACCUGUCCUCCCGCAAGCACUGGUCCGGAUCCGAGCUGCGCGACCUCGAGCACUCGACCGACGACCUGCAGCGCGGCUGGGUCAUGUUCGUUUCGAUCCUGGACGACGCCGAGGCCAAGCAGGCCGCGGCAGCCAAGCCCGUCGAGCUCUCCGAGGACCUGACGGACGAGCCCGAAUCGCUGCCUUCGUCGUCCCAGUCCUCUCCAUCAGACGAGCUCUCCUCGUAUCCCGUUCCUUCGCUUCCUUCGCGAUAUGCUCGGAGUCCACAAUCAAGUGGCGAGCAGGGAAUGUUCCAGUCCGCCCAGUCGACCUCGCGGAAUCACAAGCACAGCAAGGGCCGCCACAGCACCAGCUCGGCACGUAGUCCGAGUCCCCCCGUCCAGGGCGAGAAUGAGGACGACCGUGUCGUCGCCUGCCUUCUCGCCCGGAAUACAAGGAGCUGGAUGCCGCGCACGCCGCGCCGUCGCUCCAGUCGCGAGAGCGACUAUAGCUACUGA
Messenger RNA from Trichosporon asahii var. asahii CBS 2479, 831 nucleotides. RefSeq lists its product as uncharacterized. The transcript has 3 exons. The record is from RefSeq and is a predicted model, not a curated record. NCBI's taxonomy places the organism in Eukaryota, Fungi, Basidiomycota, Tremellomycetes, Trichosporonales, Trichosporonaceae. The coding region runs from base 1 to 831 and encodes 276 amino acids.